This is a messenger RNA of Engraulis encrasicolus (European anchovy), 2922 nucleotides long. It is a transcript of the gene surf4, whose product is annotated as surfeit 4. The transcript has 6 exons. The record is from RefSeq and is a predicted model, not a curated record. NCBI's taxonomy places the organism in Eukaryota, Metazoa, Chordata, Actinopteri, Clupeiformes, Engraulidae. The coding region runs from base 209 to 1018 and encodes 269 amino acids. Gene Ontology annotation, biological process: Golgi organization. Gene Ontology annotation, cellular component: endoplasmic reticulum-Golgi intermediate compartment; membrane; endoplasmic reticulum.
AGCAUACGUGGCAAGAAGCGUUCGCGGGAGCUGUGCGACUGCGAGGGGAACAUUCAUCGCCACGCGAGGCAUUGUGGGGAGGAGGCGGCCUAGUCUACCGAGACAGGCAGGAACUGGCAGACAGAGUGGUGAAGGAACAUUUUCUAAAUAUUGUUGGAAAUCUGGUGUUAAGUACUCAUCUCGACAGCAAGCCUCUUAAUUAUCAGACAUGGGGCAGGAAGACAUGAUGAGUACGGCUGAAGACGUGGCGGAUCAGUUCCUGCGGGUGACGAAGCAGUACCUGCCUCACCUGGCGCGCCUGUGUCUGAUCAGCACGUUUCUGGAGGACGGCAUCCGCAUGUGGUUCCAGUGGCACGAGCAGAGGGACUACAUUGAGGCCACCUGGGGCUGCGGAUACUUCCUGGCCACGUGCUUCGUCCUCAUCAACCUCAUUGGACAGCUGGGUGGCUGUGUCCUUAUCCUCAGUAGAAAUUUUGUGCAGUACGCUUGCUUCGGCCUCUUUGGCAUCAUUGCACUACAGACUGUUGCCUACAGUAUUCUAUGGGACUUGAAGUUUCUGAUGAGGAACCUGGCGCUGGGUGGGGGUCUGCUGCUGUUGCUGGCGGAGUCUCGGUCGGAGGGCAAGAGCAUGUUUGCGGGGGUGCCGUCCAUGGGGGAGAGCUCCCCUAAGCAGUACAUGCAGCUGGGGGGCCGCGUGCUGCUCGUCCUCAUGUUCAUGACACUGCUGCACUUCGACUCCAGCUUCUUCUCGAUCCUUCAGAACAUGGUCGGCACUGCCCUGAUCAUCCUGGUGGCGAUCGGCUUCAAGACCAAGCUGGCGGCGCUGACUCUGGUGCUGUGGCUGCUGGCCAUCAACGUCUACUUCAACGCCUUCUGGUCGGUGCCGGCCUACAAGCCCAUGCACGACUUCCUCAAGUACGACUUCUUCCAGACCACCUCGGUCAUCGGGGGCCUGCUGCUGGUGGUGGCCCUGGGGCCCGGCGGGGUGUCCAUGGACGAGAAGAAGAAGGAGUGGUGAGAGGGGAAGAGACGGCGGGAUGGAUGGAUGGAUGGACGGAGAGAGAGAGAGAGAGGGAAAGAGAGUUGGGGAGCACAUGUGAAGAACCUCCCCUAUUCUACUUUCUUUCUGUCUCUUGGAUGGAUUGAUGGACAGAGAUAGAGAGGAGCAGAGAGAGGGACUGAAGGAGAGUAAGAGAGAGAACGAAAGAGAGAGGGGAGGGAGAGCACCCGCAAAGAAGCUCUCUUUUCUCCCUCUUUUUCUUUUCUUUUCUCUUCUCUCGUCCCUCUUGUCCGGCUUCUUCAAUGACCACAUCAACUGCUACAACCCUACCAACAAUUACACCAUCAACGACCACAGCACCACCACCACCUGCCUGUCUGUACACCACACCACUGCCCCAGUCAUCCACACACACACCACUGAAACCAUGGACCCCUUCAAACCCCUCAACCCCCAUGGACCCCUUAAAAGCCCUUAAAACCCUUUGAGGAGUAAGGACUUUCCCCAGGUUCUUCUAGAAUUUUACUUGAACACUCUACAGCUCCCAUAGACGUCUGUAUUAAAAAUCUUGCAAAGGCCUCAUAACAUGACAUCAUAAUGAGGACUCAAAAUUUGGGCAAAAUUCUAAUCACAUUUGUGAUGGCACUCCUCAAAGGGUUAACCCCCAUGGACCCCUGCAGUCCUGCACCCUGGACCUCAAAGCCCCAAACCCCCCUGCCCUGCCCCCCUGCCCUCUGCCCUGCUCUGGUCUACACAUAACCCUGCUGCUGCCCACAAGGUGCAAACCAAUCACAACAUUGCACACUGGAAACUUUCAGUUACAGCACCCAGCUCACCUUCACCCCCAACUUCCCCAGCGUUCUCAUUAUUUUUUUUAUCAUUAUUUUCAUUUUCAUUUUUAGUUUUUUUUUUUUUUUAAAUCACAUGAUUGGCCAGGUGAAAUGGAGCCGUUAUCAUACACCCGUUGCUCCCUUGUUCAACGUUGCCGACACAUGACAAAUGACUUGAGACUGGAUCGCAGCAGCAUCCUUCUGCUUCGCACACAUCCCUCUGCUUUGUGGGUGGUGGUGAAGGGUGAUCACUUCAUUUGUUCUCUCUAACUCCCCCUGCUGUUGAAUCUGUGAGUUGCAUUGGGACUAACGAUGUCAAGUCUUUUGUUGAUUUUGAAUGGCUUGUCCUCACACAAAGGGGGGUUGGGGGUGUAGGAUGCUAAUUACAUGGUGGUACAUGUUCAUAGUGUAACUUGCAUACAUUUCAAGCUGGGGAAGAGUGUUGUGUGUGUGUGAGCUGUUGUUCGGUCGGUUUAUUGGUUUUUAUCGUCCUAUGACAGGAAGUGCACAGCUCUCUAUUUUUUUUUUCUUCCAUAAUUUAAGAUGAGGACCGGUGAGGUUGCUCACAAUAUAUCACUUUGAGAUGGUGUGCUAAAGUUUUCUGUCUUUACUUUCUCUUUCUGUUUCAAUUGAUUUCUUCCUCUCUCCCUCCCUCUUUCUUGUUUCCUCUUUUUCUGUCAGUCUCUCUUUCUCUCCCUCUCUCACUCACUCACUCACACACACACACACAUUUCCUUCUUUCAUGAAUGCCUCCCCCUUUUGAUGCUUUUGACGUAUCUGUGACUCCUGUCACAUGUCAACUGGGCAUUGCGUGUCUGAAGGCUGGUGGUGUGUACAGUCUUUGGCAACACAGUGGCAGUGAUGCAGGGUACAGCAUGGGUGUCGACGUCUCAACUCCCCAACAUGGUUUAAACAGCCUCCACCUCCACCUCCACCACCACCAAUGCCAGCUCCUUUGGACUGUUUGUACUGUGCAUUUCUGGGCUAGUUCAUUCCCUCAUCUCUGUACGCCUGUGUCUGAUCAAGGUAGGAACCGGGAGAUUGCAGUUGCAAAAAAAAUGAAAAACACACACACACACACACACACACAAA